GUAUUCGUGCAUAGUUUACUUCCCUCGCCCCUCUUCAUAUAAGAUCGCCCAACCUAUUUGAGAGAACCGACGUUCCGGCCUGAAUCUGGGCUCCCAGGACAAAUGACCGACUCCAAAACGUAGCAUAUUUAUUGAGGCCUCUCGCCGAUAGGAUGAAGGCGUUGGCGUUGGGAGCGGGUCGGCAUUUUGCGCUCUUGCUUUUGACCGGCGCCCUUCUCCUCGCUCAGCAGCGAGCAGCUGUGGCAGCUACGGACGAUGAGCUAUGGCAGCAGCUAGAUUCACAAACGCUUGUGCAGCUGCAAGGCAGGACAUGGACUUGGCAGAGUAAGACGUCGCCCUUGGUCCUUUCAAGGAAUGUCAGCAUUCUUGGACCAGGUGUCCUGAGGAUAGAGACGUCUGCGUCUGUGGUGCAAGGAGCUGGCGGGUCGGUGCUCACUCUCCGAGAUGUGACAGUGUGCGUCCUUGGCGCCGGCGCACAGAGUAGCAGCGGCAGCCCGCUGCCAGCCACAGCAGGGCCCAUAGCAGCCAUUAACACGAGCAGCCUCAGUCUGGCGCUGCAAAACGUCACGGUCAUGGCAUCCUUCUCGGCUCUUAGCUCAGUGUCAGGAUUCUGGGCGGCCAGCAGCCUACUGAGCUCGAGUAUAGACGCUCUGACGGGUCUGGCAGCGCCAUCGCUGGGACAGGGGCCCCGCAAGGUGCUGUCCCUGGACCUGGGCCGUACCUCGGCCACCGACUUGCUGCUGCUGCCCACGGACGGGCAGCGGCGGGAGUCCACCGCCUGCUACACGACGGGUGUGCCGGUGUUUGACUCGGCGACGCUGCGGCGGGCGCUGGGUGACCCCAACACGUCCACCGUGUUCGUGUACCAGGACUUGCUGCUCAGCCCCGCGGACUUCUCCUUCCGCUACCCGGUCAACAUCACCGGCGGCCGCGGCAACGUGACGCUGUACGGCUGCGGUACCACCACCGUGGACGUCAACCUCAACUACACGCGCCACUCGGUGGUGACGGGCGGCGGCGGCGCGCUCACGGUGCGCGGGCUGCGCUUCACCAACUCGCCGCUCAUGAACCAGCUGCUAUGGCCACGCAACCUGUCGCCUCUGCUGCCGCUGGUGGACUGCGAGGUGGGCGGCCGGGUGGCGCUGGUCGACGUGGCCAUUCUGACGCCAAUGGCGGACGACUUGGCGGCGCAUUUGGACGCCUUCACGAAUGGCAGCAACGGCAAUGCGGCGCUGGCACCGGUGUACACGUCAGCCAACAUCAGCCAUGUGGCCAUCUCGCGGUGGCGACUGACGGGCGCUGUAUGGGAGCCGUCGCUGGGAAUCGGCGCCGAGGCAGCCGCCGCCAGCGUGUGGGAGUUCACCAAUGUGAAUGCGACCACGCUGCCGCCGACGGCCUGUCUGUCGUCAAACGGCGUGCAGGGCAUUCGCGUAUCCUCCGGGAAGCAGUUGCGGCAGCUCAUGGGCGACGACCUGAUCCCAGCGCUGGAGAUUGUGAAUAACCUCACGUUUGUGGAGUCGGAGUGGCCACCUGAGGCGUCCGGGCCUGCUGGCGGGCAGAUCUUUGUGAACGGCACUAAGGAGGUGUAUGCGUGCCACCCCAGCCCGGGACACCGCUACACGGUCGACUUCGGCGAUCUGGGUCAGGUGGUGUUCGUGUUUGGCACGCUCACGUGGCGCGGCUCCAUUUUGAUGGUGAACCCGCGCGCCUCGCCGCGCCGCUCCUGGCUGUACCUGCUCAUUGGCGCUCUUAGCGUGGAAACGGACGGUGUCAUUCAGUUCACGGGCGUCGACAUUCGCAGCAACGUGUCCUCGCCCUUCACCAAUGCCGUCGACCCGUUUUGGAGCACGCAGUGCGGGAGCCUGUGCAGCUCCUUCAUCCCGGACAAAACCGCCUACCGCAACGUUUCUUACUAUGACGCCUUCAUCUACGACUAUCGCUUUAUGAAAUCCGACUGGGUGGCCGUAUCACAGGGCCGCAACAUCACCGGCACCGGCUUCUGGGGCUACACCGACGUGGCGCUGACUUGGCGGCCCAGCUACACCGACAGCGGCGGCAGCGGCAGCGGAGGCGACGUACCGGUGGCUGCCAUCGCGGUGCCGGUGGCGGUGGGUGGCGCCCUCCUCAUCGCUGGCGCGAUAGCUGCCUUCGUCGUCGUAAAGCGGCGACAGCAGCAGCGGGCGGCGGCGGCGGCCGCGGCGGCGGCCGCCGCCGCCAAGCCCGGCGACAAGCCGCCGGAGCUGACGGUGGUGGUGGCGGGGAAUGGGGCCCCGCCAGGCGCCGGCGGCAGCGGCAACGGCGCCAGCGGCGAUGUGCGGGACGGCUCCACGCCGCCGCAGAACUCCUCCAGCGCGCACGGCGGGAUGACUGUGGGCUCCACAACCGCCGCCAGCCAGGCGGCUUCCAUUAUGUCGGGGAGCAUGCCCACAGAAGCCCGCAUCGAGGAGAUGAAGCGCGCCAUGAUGGGCACGGGCGCGGUGGGCGGCAUGCACCGCAACGAGCAGAUCACGCUCACGGAGCUGCUGGGGGAGGGCUCCUUCGGCAAGGUGUACAAGGGCGUGUGGCGCGGCACCACGGUGGCAGUGAAGACCAUGGUGCUGCCCAACAACAUGAGCGGCAAGGAGAAGCGCGAGAAGAUGGCGGUCAUGGAGACGGCCAUCAGCAGCAGCCUCAGCCACCCCAACAUCGUGCAGACCUACACGUACGCAGUGCUGCCCGUCAAGGGCGACCAACAGCCCGCAGGCAUCAAGCUGGGGACAGGCGCAAGCCUGACCGUGGAGAGCACCGGCCCGCUGGCGCUCAUGGCGUCGCCCGACCAGCAGCAGGGCGUGCACAGCUGGGAGGUGCGGCUGGUGCUGGAGUUCUGCGACCGCGGCUCACUCCGCGACGUCCUCAGCGAGUCACUGCGGGCCGCCCAGGCCGCCGCAGGCGUCGCCGCCGCCAGCACCGCCUCAAACGUGCAGGAUGCCGCCGGUGCCGGCGGCGCCGCCGGCGGCGACGGCAACAGCGGCGAGGGCGACGUGCUGCAGCAGCGCGAGCGCUCGGACUGCGCGCCGCCCUACAGCACGCACGGUGGCGGCGGCGGCGGCGCUGGGGGCGGCGGCGGCGCCGGAGGAGGCGCUGGCGGCCUGGGCGGCGGGCGGGACGUGAGCUGCCCGCUGGGGUACUUGGAGGCGCUGGACAACGUAUUGGACGUGGCGCGUGCCAUGCUACACAUGCACUCGGAGAACAUUGUGCACGGCGACCUCAAGGCGCGCAACAUCCUGCUCAAGAGCGGCGGCAGCGGCGACGGCCGCAGCUACGUGGCCAAGGUGGCGGACUUCGGGCUCAGCCUGCGCAUCGACCCGACCGAGACACACGUGUCCAAUGUGUACCAGGGCACCAUCACGCACAUGGCGCCCGAGGUGCUGCUGCACGGCAAGGUGUCCAAGGCGUCGGACGUGUACGCCUUCGCCAUCCUCAUGUGGGAGGCCUACACCGCGGGCCAGGCGUUCAAGGGCACGCCGCGCGCGCUGCUGGGGCACGAGGUGACCAAGAUGAACCGGCGGCCGCAGUUCCCGCUGGACACGCCCUUUGAGUUCCAGCUGCUGGCAUGCCGCUGCUGGGAGAGCGACCCCUCCAUACGGCCGAGCUUUGAGCAGAUCAUCGGCGACCUCACGCGCAUGCGCGCCAAGCUGAUGGGCGCCGCCGCCGGCGCCGGCGCGCACAGUAGCAUCGGCAGCUCCACUCUGGGCGGCGCCAGCGCCUCCACCACCGCCAACCAGUUCGGCGUGCACCCCAGCGGCACGCUGGGCGGCGGUGCCACGGCCUCGGGCAUGAGCCCCGCGCUGCCGCUGGUGCCGGUGACGCCGCUGCAGCAGUACCAGCAGGGGGGCGCCACCGCCGUCUCCAUGACGCUGGGCGGAAGCGACAGUGAUGGCACGGGGCUGCAAAUGGUGGACGCCCAGGGGCAGCAGCUUUUCUUCGUGCAGGGCGUUGACGGCAGCACCUUUGGCUCCCUAGGAACGGACUCGUUUAUGAUCCCGCCAGGCGGUGCGGGGCCCGUGGCGGGGGCCAUGCUGCCGCACAUGAUUGGGGCGGGGCGGCCAGUGCCCGCCAUGCCGCCCAUCCUCGAGGCCACCGGCGGCACGCCGGACACGUCGGCGCCGCUGCCGAAGGUCGGCGGCAGCGCCGCUGCCAACGGCGCAGGAGCGGCGAUUCCGGAGGAGGCGAGGCGUCAAUGAUGACACCAGCAGCGCGCGCCGUGUACUAUGUUUGGUCAGCCGGCGCUUGGCGCGACGGCUCGGGUGUCUUGUAGUUGUAUGAUGUGGUGAGCGGGCUCGCAGGCGCGCAAGGACGUGCGAACAAUGGGCUGGUGUGCGGGAUUGAAUUCAUGAUAUCGCGGGGCAGGCGUAUCCGCCUGUGCCCUGCAGUGUGUCAGCGCCGCGCGCGGGGCUGAGUCGUUGUUCUUGGUGUCGGCGUCGGCGUCGCGCGCGUGCCUGGCCCGGCGAUACGCUUCACUGGGCUGGUUGGAUCUGUGGUGUGGGGAGCGACGUGUGAUCGUGCGGCAGACGUGUGCAUUAUAUAUUGCCCUACGUACGGGUAGAAACUGGAUGAUGGCGGCACGGUGGUAUGAUGUUUUCUGGGUCGGGUCCCCGGUGGCAUUACUUACGGCGCAGCGUUGCUGGGAUGUGGCGCUGCUGGCGUUGCCCGUCCCUAGCUUUGGGGACAGCUGCGUGCGACCGGCGGGGUCGGCGAGGCAGUUGGGGCAUAAUACCCUGGGUUAGACGGCAUUCUUUGGAUGCGUUGGCGCGGCCAGCGCUGGCGUCCUUGGCAUCCCUGGACACUUGAGAAACAGGAGGUUUGCUGGCAAACGGAGAGGUCGCAUGCCUCAACACUUGAAGGGAACUCAUGGCUAUAGCGCAUGGAACUGGACUCGAUUGCUAUGCUUUGCUGUCCAGUACGAGUACCGUAUGCCACGGCACGUGCCGGGAGUAUUUCGCGUUUCGCGGCAUGCGCUGCUGAGCCCGCGAUGGACUGCUUUCAACUCCGUGACGGCAGCGGGUCGUGUUGGUUGUCGGGAGUACGGUAGUUAAAUUAGAGGGAAAGUACUGCCGUGAUUACAAGGGGAAUGCCGUGAUGCCGUAAAGAAUACUGCGACAAACGCACGCAAGUGCCGACAGGUGUGGAAGUUGAGGCCGUUGUUAACAGGGGGCAGGUGCGGGUGGUUACUGCGCUGAAUAUGACUGCGCUGAAUAUGACGGCGCUGGUGUCCAAAUGGUGCAGGGUCCAUAGCCUGGUUAUUCGGGAUGCCCUCGGCUGCAAGGAUGUGUGAUGGGACAGGGUUCAGGCAGGCUGGCGAGGUCCCGUAGGGUGCAGCUGACGCCCAUACCCUUCGGGAUGCCCUCGGCUGCAAGGAAGGACUAUGUAUUGCCCGGCCCAGGAACUGCUGCUAGGGCCCGGUCGGAGGAGGUAACGGCGUGAGGAAACGGUGUGAGUGGCUGAGGGUAGAGAAGCACCGGCAGUUGAGAAUCAGUGAGUAAUUUCCGAUGCCCCGUGGCGGCGCGCGUGAACUUCUGCAUGAAGCCCCGUUAUUGCGUGGUUGCAAUGGCAACCCCACCUACACACACACUGCGAACACUGCUUUUGCCGUCUGGAGCUGACCGUACGCAUGCGAGGGGAAGGUAGCAAUGUGCAGUUGACGAAUCUGUAACUUCAAGUGCCA
Molecule: messenger RNA, 5704 nt
Organism: Chlamydomonas reinhardtii
Lineage: Eukaryota; Viridiplantae; Chlorophyta; Chlorophyceae; Chlamydomonadales; Chlamydomonadaceae
Exons: 17
Coding region: 573-4223 (1216 amino acids)
Biological process (GO): protein phosphorylation
Molecular function (GO): protein kinase activity; ATP binding
Source: RefSeq, a predicted model, not a curated record